Messenger RNA from Paramacrobiotus metropolitanus, 1017 nucleotides. Its product is annotated as adipokinetic hormone/corazonin-related peptide receptor variant I-like. The coding region runs from base 1 to 1017 and encodes 338 amino acids. Gene Ontology annotation, molecular function: G protein-coupled peptide receptor activity. Gene Ontology annotation, biological process: neuropeptide signaling pathway. The transcript has a single exon. The record is from RefSeq and is a predicted model, not a curated record. Gene Ontology annotation, cellular component: membrane. Lineage: Eukaryota; Metazoa; Tardigrada; Eutardigrada; Parachela; Macrobiotidae.
AUGAACCGCUUCAACUUCAGCAACACUACCUUUUGGAAUACGAGCAAUUUGGUGGAGAGUUACAACAUCACCCGCGCCGCUUUAUUUAAUCCAGGAUGGACACCGCUGCUUAUUGAGGUGACGGUCGUCACUUGCAUAUCUUUCAUGCUAAACCUGGCGGCGUUAAUAUUACAAUUUCUACCGCAAACCCAAAUCACGUCCUUUGCCAUUUAUUUAAUUGUCAUCUGCUCUAGCAACGUGGUAUACUUAGCCGUGGUCAGACCGAUCGGCACACUGAGCUCCUUGACGAACACAUGGACGGGAGGCCACUCCUUGUGCGUCAUUUUCCUGUACUUUCAGAAAGUCGUCAGCGUCAUUCCCGUUCUGGCCCAUGUGCUGAUUUCUAUCAACCGUCUAUGGGCUAUUAAAUAUCCCAUGUCCUACCGGCAGCACCACCAUAAAAAGGUCGCAAUUUUAUUGUGUUUGACGAUGAUUGGUUAUGUGCAUCUGGUACCAUUCCCGGCGUUCCUCGUUGAUUUUUUUUACUGUAAUCCACCGGAGAAACAACGUGGCUGCCAGCCGAUCACCGGCUCGAUGAUACACUGGAGCCGGACCGAUUUUGUGCUGCACCGACUGAUUCCGCUGGUGUUUAUCGUCGGUGUAUAUAUAUACAUUAUUGUUAGACGCUGGCAGAGACGACGUGAAGUGACCGAUCAGGAUGCGGGAAAUCGUGGGUCCAGCCAGAACUGUACCAGCGCACGCACGGCCGUUCUAGCAGCCGCGGAACGGGCCAGAGCGGGGACAUGGAGAACCAGACCGAUGACGGGUGUUAUUAGAAGGAGACGGGUAAAACCGUUUAUUGUGCUGACUAUGACGUCCGUAAGCGUGCUGAUCUGCUGGAUUCCGGCGGAUGUGUACUGGUUUGCCAUGGUGUAUUUGGAUGUUCGAUUGUCGAGUGCGGUGUUCAGUGUCGCAACGACACUGUAUUCUGUUCAAAUGAUUUUUGAUCCGCUGAUGUGGUUUUUCAGUUUACGAUAA